Phalaenopsis equestris is the source of this 1636-nucleotide messenger RNA. RefSeq names its product probable protein phosphatase 2C 9. Bases 351 to 1202 code for a protein of 283 amino acids. NCBI's taxonomy places the organism in Eukaryota, Viridiplantae, Streptophyta, Magnoliopsida, Asparagales, Orchidaceae. The record is from RefSeq and is a predicted model, not a curated record. Gene Ontology annotation, cellular component: cytosol; nucleus. The transcript has 7 exons. Gene Ontology annotation, molecular function: protein serine/threonine phosphatase activity. Gene Ontology annotation, biological process: protein dephosphorylation.
AGUCAGGGGGAACACACAUCUGCGUCUUCUGCAGCAGGCGCUGAAGUCAACAGCGGGCCGUAAGUCUUACUGCGACUCCGUCUGAGAGCGGAUGGUGAGGUCAAUUUCUUGUACGAAGAGAAGUAGUACGGAAGUGGAAAGACUUGGGAGGAGGGGUCUUUGAGGGCUUGCUUCCUUUUUGAGGGAAGAAGACGGAUCGAUUUGUUGCUUUAGGGGCGGACAUAGGGUGGAUUUCCUGCAGCCAAUCGAGGUGUUGGGUUGUGUUGUUUGCUAAAAAAUCGCGUUUCGGGGUUGGGAGACGAGGUAGAUGACGAGAAUCUAGCAAAGGGUUGCUGGAACUGUGGAUUGAUAUGGCUAGAUUUUGCUGUUUUAGGAGCUGCUGCUCUCAGAUAUCAGGCGAUUCCCCUGAUAAUGGUAAAGGAAAAAGCAAUGAAGAUUGUGUGAGAGUGACCUAUGGCUUUAGUCUUCUGAAAGGGAAGGCCAAUCAUCCGAUGGAGGAUUACCAUGUUGCCAAAUUUGUACAUGUGAAGGGACAUGAAAUUGGUUUAUUUGCCAUCUUUGAUGGCCACUUGGGAGACAAAGUGCCUCAAUACUUACAGAAGCAUUUGUUUGAUAAUAUCUUAAAAGAGGAAGAAUUCUGGACCCAUCCAGAGAAAGCCAUUUUAGAGGCGUAUGAGAAGACAGAUGAAGCAAUUCUUUCUCAAAGUCCCCAACUGGGACGGGGUGGAUCUACUGCUGUUACAGCCAUUCUCAUUGAUGGAAGGAAGCUUUGGAUAGCAAAUAUCGGUGAUUCGAGAGGAGUUUUGGCGGCAGAUGGGAAGGCAUUACAGAUAACAGUCGACCAUGAACCAGGCAAAGAGAGGUGCGAUAUUGAGACAAGGGGAGGAUUUGUCUCGAACAUGCCAGGGGAUGUCCCAAGAGUGAAUGGCCAGCUAGCGGUUUCACGCGCAUUUGGAGACGAAAGUCUCAAGUUGCACUUGAGAUCGGAUCCAGACAUUCGCCCCAUUGACAUUGAUAAUGAUACAGAACUGUUAAUUCUUGCUAGUGACGGCCUAUGGAAGGUUGUGAGCAAUCAAGAAGCAGUUGAUAUUGGUAGGAAAUUUAAGGACCCUCAUGUAGCCGCAAAACAGUUAACCGCUGAAGCACUGAAGAAAGACAGCAAGGAUGACAUUUCAUGCAUAGUUGUUCGAUUCAAAGGGUAAAAGGAUUAAUUUUUACAAGAAAAAAAAAAACAAAACAAAACAAGUGUCUUGUAGUUCACCAAUCAAGCGGCCACAUCUAUCAUUCCAAUUACAUCAGAAGCUAGCAGGACUUUGUAUAAUUUGGCUUCAAUGGUCUCAUUGCCUCUUCUGUAAAUGUCUCUCUCUCUCUCUCUCUCUCUCUCUCUCUCUGGCUAGUUGUGAAGUAUUAUUUGAUUCCUUUGAGGUUAGUUAAUACACGCUUCUGUUUGUUGGAUUUCUGAAGACCUGAAGGCCCUUAGAUUGCAAGGUGGGGGAUCUAUUCAGCUUAAUGGAUUGGAAUUUUAAAGAGCAGUUUGUCUAUUGUCCUCAUAAAAUAUAUUUGUCAUUGCAGUAUGUUGUAUUAGCAAAAAAGCACAUUCUGUUGGUUCCAAUUAAUAAAAGCCGGAUUUUUGUAA